UUUUUUAAUCGAUCACGUCCGGGGGGGGGAAGAAAAAAAACGAACCAUCUGAUGCGAAUUGGCCGAUUGUCCUUCCUCGUUUAGUGUCACCGAACGGUCGAGACCCCGUCCAGAAUACGCCCCAGAUUGGCGCUCGAGCUGGGCCCGGCCCUGACAACGAGACGAGCGCAGCUUAACUUGGGCCCGUUGCAGAACGCCUCCGUCCCGUCUCAUUCAUGGCUGCUCCCUAGCAAAUCUUGUCGUUGGCCUCGCCCCCGCGCCGUCUCUCAAAAUUAAUUCUCCCACCCUCACUCCGCCCUUCCGCCUGUCCGUGUCGCGUGCAGCUCAUGGGCCUUCCUUCGUCUGUGCCACCUGCUCCGGCGACAUGACGCCCCCAAACCUUCUGGAUACCCCGACUCCCGUACCUACGAUUCCGCAGCCCUCGCCUGCUCCGGAUUUCGUACCGCUGCCGAGCCAAGCUGUGCACGAGAGCUGCCAGCCCGUCCCCGGCCCGAUUGACCGGCAUGGCCCUUGGGGUGGCGAGCCCCUCCACCUCACUAGCAAUGGCAUCUUCCGGGACCUGCCGACGGUGACGCCCAUCAAGGGGAGGCGUUCUGCUUCCGCUAGCCCUCUGAGGUUGACUAUGCCCUUCGUCUCGCCGAGCCAGCUCGCCUUCUCGGCCAUGCAAUUCCUGCCCGUGCCGGUGCUGGUGCUGAACAACCUCAAGACCGUCGUCCUAGCGAACGAGGCCAUGGGGAAGAUGUUGGGCUUGGUAGGCGACUCGCCUCAGCCCAUGGACGACGUGUCUGCGAUAUGCGAGAGCUUACGGGGCCAGACCCUCUCUCAGAUCGGCGUGGACAUGCUUCAGGACGGGAGGCUGGUCUGGGUUUCUUGGGAGUCCUUCCUGGAUGGACUGGUCGUCGAGAUGGGCGCGAAGCAGGCUAUCACCACCGCUGCGGCAGCACGCCGAGAUGUUGCUGACGGCGGCCCCGCGCUCUCAAGAAACGGCAACGGCGCCGGCGCCGAGUCCAGUCUCGACGUCUCGGGAAGGCCAGCGUCGGAUUCUGCUGUCGAUGUUGUGGUCCUGCCUAAGAAUUUCAACAUGGCCGAGAUCCCCAAGUCGAGGCGGUCCGACUACCAGAUCUACGCCAAGAUGAUCAUCACGAUAUGGGAAAUCGAAGACCACCAGACCUACUUCACCUUGACCUUCACCAACGCCGAGUCUUGCUCGUCGCCGGUUCCUCGGACGCACGUCCGCGUCGCCCGUCCUUCUUCGCUCGAGGCCGCCGAGCGCAAGUUUAUAUCGAACUCGAACUCGCCGUCGCUCAGCUCCGGUCAUAGCUCGAACUCGCCAUCUAUGAACUACAGCCCCAGCACCGUAUCCGUCUCGGCAAGCUCGUUUCCGCCUUCGGGCCCCCCGUCGCGCCUGCCUCCGUCCAGCACCCCGUCAUUCCUGCAAAAGAUGACGGUCAUCAAGGACGCGCUCCUGGACAAGACGGAAACACCGAUAUUGUCCAUGUGGAAAGACGCCAGCGCCAUGGUCCUAAACCGAGCCGCGCGAGACCUCUUCAUGAACACCACCGGCGCCGAAUGUAUAGACGAACAUGAGUUCCUCUCGCGGUGGGAAGUCUAUACCGGCGAUUUCUCGAGAAGAUACCAGGCGUCCGAGCUCCCCAUCUCCGUACUCCUCAGAGAGCAGAAGCCCUUUUCCGGUUGGAAAGUUGGCGUGCGGGACCUCAAGAAGGGGGUCGAUCUCGUAUACGAUGUGCUCGGCGAAGUGGUCACCGAUGACGAGUCUGGCGAAGUCAUCGCGGGGAUCAUCACCUGUCGGGAUGUAACCCGCCUCACCCAGGAGAUUGUCAAUAUCAGGCUGGCGGAUGACGAGAGGUUCAAACUGAUCUGCGAUACCAUCCCCCAGGUGGUGUGGACGACGAGACCCGACGGGACGCACGACUUCUUCAAUAAGCGGUGGCGUGACUACACCGGCUUGUCGCUGGAGGAUUCUUUAGGCGGUCUCUGGGUCCACCAAUUCCAUCCGGACGAUAUCCCGGCGUCGUUGAAAAGAUGGGCAUAUAGCGUGGCCACGGGGGAGCCGUAUGCUACCGAGUAUCGAUGUCGUACCAAGGACGGCGAGUGGAGGUGGAUGUUGGGACGCGCAUUACCGCUCAAGGACAAGCAGACGGGUAAGAUCGAGAAAUGGUUCGGGACCUGUACCGACGUCCACGAGGCCCUCGAAGCCAAGAUGGCCGCGAAGCAAACCAGAGAGCAGCUUCUCAGCGUGUUAACGCACGCGCAGACCACGAUAUUCUCUGUGGACCACGAUCUUAACGUUAUGAUGCUAGAAGGCGCCAUGACCUGGAACGCGAUGACGGACGAUGCCUCCUGCCUCGAGUCGCGAGAGUACGUCGGGAGGAAGAUCGACGAGGUAUUCACCUGUCUCAACCCGCGGCUGCGGUCGAGCGAGUUUCCAGAAUUCCUCGAGCCUGCGCGACGCAUCCUCGCCGGCAAGAUGCCGACGGAGAGCGUAUACGAGCACAAGCUAGAUGAUCGCUUUUAUCGCACUAGGUUUAUGCCCCUCAUCGAGAAGGUUCCGCGGAGCGGACAUUCUAGCGAGCCGCAGAUCAAGGGUGCCGUCGGCGUCAUCAUGGACGUGACUGAGCUGAAGAAGCGGGAGCAAGAUCUUCAAGAGCAGGUCCGGGAAAAGAGGCAGCUCCAGGCUAACGAGGCUGCGGCUAAGGAAGCAAGCCGCCUAAAGAGUCAAUUUCUGGCCAAUAUGUCCCAUGAAAUCAGAACUCCGAUUACGGGGGUGAUAGGAAUGGCCGAACUGCUUCUAGACUCGCCCUUGGACGACGAACAGCGCGAGUACGCCGAGAACCUAAGUCGGUCUGCAAAUGCGCUAUUGACCGUUAUCAACGACAUUUUGGACUUUUCAAAGGUCGAAUCCGGCCGACUAGAUAUAGAAGAGGUUCAGUUCUCCCUGUCGGUAGUAGUGCAGGACGUCACCAAGAUGCUGAGCUUCGCAGCUGGGAGGAAGAGCCUGGACUUCCGUUCGGAUAUUUCAGCCGACAUCGAAAAUGACCUCGUGGUCCUCGGCGAUCCGGGCCGAGUGCGACAGAUCAUUACGAAUCUCCUCACCAACAGUAUCAAGUUCACCAAUAUCGGCUAUGUCAAGUUUUCGGUGUGGAAAGAGAAGGAGACAAACGACAUUAUAGAGAUUAGGUUCGUUAUCGAGGACACCGGCAUCGGGAUCGAAGAGGACGUCUUGAAGCGUUUAUUCCAGCCGUUCAGCCAAGGAGAUGCGUCGACGGCGCGGAAGUUCGGAGGCACGGGACUAGGAUUAACGAUAUCGAAGAACCUCCUCGACUUGAUGCGCGGGAGAAUCUCGCUCGAGUCCACGGUCGGCAGCGGGACGACGGCGACGUUCUGGAUACCGUUUAACAAGCCCCAAACCCCGCACAGAGGUAGCAUCGUCGAGAUAGGCCACCUUCCCGAUCGAUUGCAAUCCGAGAUGAGCGUAUCUUGCAACAGCUCCGAGCACGAGCAUUACGUGGGCACGCCGCCGGCGGAUAAGCUACACGCGCCGCGAGACAAGACGAUACGGAACCGGCGGAGGAGAUCUCCGCACCCGCGAGCUUUCUCCGAGCUCGAGGACCUGCCCAUGACGGAACGCGCCAAGGUUCAGGUUCUCGUCGUCGAGGAUAAUGCUGUCAACCAACAAAUCGCGACUAGGACCAUCAAGAAACUUGGGUUCAACGUCUCGGCCGCGUGGAACGGAAAAGAAGCGCUCGAGUAUCUCGAGGGGUGCAGGGAGGGCAAAUUGACAAAGCCAGACAUUAUUCUUAUGGACGUGCAGAUGCCCGUGAUUGAUGGAUACAGGUGCACGCACAUCUUGCGGCACCACGUGCCGUAUAAAGCCUAUGCAAACGACGUACCCAUUGUAGCUAUGACGGCGUCGGCUAUCCAGGGAGACAGGGAAAAGUGCACGAGGGCGGGUAUGGACGACUACCUAUCCAAGCCCGUCAAGAGCAACACGCUGGAGAAGAUGCUGGUGAGAUGGAGUAGAUCGCGCCGGAAGGUGGAUUCGACGCCGCCGUCGGCCGACCAGUCGGUCUCGGACUGCUCCGAGGCGGCGGAUCACUGCAACGGCGUGGGCAUACUCACGCUAGGCAGCGCAGUAAACCGCCUCCCGAGGACGCCGGAGGAACGUUCAGUGCACAGCGACGCGGGAGAUGACGAGCGCGUGACCCUACUCACGCCGAGGCCGACGUCGACGAGGAAGGGCUCCCACGAGACGAACCCGUUCCUCUUUGGAGUGCCGCAGCCGGCUAGGCAGCUCGACAGCGACGAGCUAGCCAUGCAGUUGAGAGAUGAUAAGCUCAUCGACGCUGCCGACGGCAGCAAGGCAGCCAAGCCCAUGGCGCACGCCUUCCCCGGGGGCGACUCGUUGACGGAGGAGAACGUGCAGAAGCUGGAGCAGGUGGGGAUGAGAAGGCAGUCUUUCAGGAAUUUAUGAAGCCUCUUCCCCCUCCCUACGAAGAUACGGGACCUAGCCGUUUUUUAAGGGGGGGCGG
Durotheca rogersii is the source of this 4550-nucleotide messenger RNA. RefSeq lists its product as uncharacterized. Gene Ontology annotation, molecular function: phosphorelay sensor kinase activity; protein binding. Lineage: Eukaryota; Fungi; Ascomycota; Sordariomycetes; Xylariales; Xylariaceae. Gene Ontology annotation, biological process: phosphorylation; phosphorelay signal transduction system. Bases 365 to 4492 code for a protein of 1375 amino acids. The record is from RefSeq and is a predicted model, not a curated record. The transcript has 4 exons.